ACCGCUGGUCGCAGGAGGACAUGCUGACUCUGCUCGAGUGCAUGAAGAAUAACCUGCCCUCCAACGACGGGAGCAAGUUCAAAACCACCGAGUCCCACCUGGACUGGGAGAAAGUGGCUUUCAAGGACUUCUCGGGGGAGAUGUGCAAGAUGAAGUGGAGAGAGAUUUCCAACGAGGUGAGGAAGUUUCGGACCCUCACGGAGCUCAUUAUGGACGCUGAAGAGCACGUGAAGAAUCCUUACAAGGGCAAAAAGCUCAAGAAACACCCCGACUUCCCCAAGAAGCCCCUGACUCCCUAUUUCCGCUUCUUCAUGGAGAAGCGGGCCAAAUACGCCAAGCUUCACCCCGAAAUGAGCAACCUGGAUCUCACCAAGAUCCUGUCCAAGAAAUACAAGGAGCUUCCCGAGAAGAAAAAGAUGAAAUACAUUCAGGACUUCCAGCGAGAGAAGCAGGAGUUUGAGAGGAACCUGGCGAGGUUCAGGGAAGAUCACCCGGACCUCAUCCAGAACGCCAAGAAAUCUGACGUCCCCGAAAAACCCAAGACCCCCCAGCAGCUGUGGUACAACCACGAGAAGAAGAUCUACUUGAAAGUGCGUCCAGAUGCCACCACGAAGGAGGUGAAAGAGUCGCUGGGCAAGCAGUGGUCUCAACUCUCGGAUAAAAAGAGGCUGAAAUGGAUUCAUAAGGCCCUGGAACAGCGGAAGGAGUACGAGGAGAUCAUGCGUGACUACAUCCAGAAGCACCCCGAGCUGAACAUCAGCGAGGAGGGCAUCACCCGCUCCACCCUCACCAAGGCUGAGCGCCAGCUCAAGGACAAGUUCGACGGACGACCCACAAAGCCACCUCCGAAUAGCUACUCCCUGUACUGCGCAGAGCUGAUGGCCAACAUGAAAGACGUGCCCAGCACCGAGCGGAUGGUGCUGUGCAGCCAGCAGUGGAAGCUGCUCUCCCAGAAGGAAAAAGACGCGUACCACAAAAAGUGUGACCAGAAAAAGAAAGACUACGAGAUCGAGCUCCUCCGCUUCCUGGAGAGCCUGCCUGAGGAGGAGCAGCAGCGGGUGCUAGGCGAGGAGAAGAUGCUGGGCAGCAAUCGGAAAGGGGCGACGAGUCCUGCGUCCAAAAAGUCCUCACCAGAGACCGGCAAGGCCAGCUCAGAGAAGCCCAAACGGCCCAUCUCCACCGGGGAC
Molecule: messenger RNA, 1187 nt
Organism: Opisthocomus hoazin
Lineage: Eukaryota; Metazoa; Chordata; Aves; Opisthocomiformes; Opisthocomidae
Source: RefSeq, a predicted model, not a curated record